AUGUCGGGCCAGAACACUUGGAAACAGAGUGUAGCGGUGUUGCAGCAGCCUCAUCAGCCGGAUGUCGAUGAAGAGCUGGGUGUCGCGAUGCACAUAGGCGGAGACGUGACUGAUUCCGUGGAACCAGUACGACUGCUUUAUACAAACCUGAAGGAUCCUGAGGGGCUCGCCGACCUCCUCCUGGAUGAGAGGGUGGACAUCCGCCUGGUGCGGGGAGAUUUCCUGACACGUCUUGACGGGGAGAAGCAAACUUUCAUCCGUCGCCAAGAGUUGGAAGACUCUUCGAAGUACCCGGAUGCUUUCGUCACACGCGAGGAGUUACUGAAGUGGAAGACGGUCGCAGCAUAUCGCCGCACGGUUCGGAUUAUCGGCGUCUCUCACGUGUGGGAAACCAGGGAGCAUCCUGAUCCCAGGGGGAAUCAACUGGCGAUGAUCGCCAGAGCCCAGCUUUGGCAUGACGAGUCCUCCUGGUAUUUCUUGGACUACAUGUCAGUCUAUCAGUUCUACCGCACAAGUGUCCAGCAGAACAGAAGUUUUCAAUACACGAUGAUGCACAUGCACUUCUUUUACGCACAUGAGUACACAUGGACCUACCGCAUCGAAGACUUGGCCCCGUUUGAAGAAGCUGACCGACACAAGCAUGUUCAAGUGUUCUUCACAGAGACAGGAGUCCCGCAAGAUGGAAAGGUGGAGGUACGGCCUUUAGCAGAUCUCCAGGAGAACUCCACACCCUAUUCUCGGCGGGGGUGGUGUGAAGCUGAGUGCCAGUGGUCGAGCAUGCGAAGCAAAUCUCGACAGACUGUCUCGCUCUCCUUCGUGUCUCCGGAGACCUGGACCAGAGCUCCCAUGGCGCCUGAGGUCUUCCAAGCAAAAGUAGCCAACUUUGAGCUUUUGUUCACGCACCAAGAUAGUGCCGAGGCCGUGAAGGAGCUGCAGGAACGUGUGUUCAGGGAGAAGGCGGCGGAAUGCGAGACGCUGGAGAUAUCCCUUCUGCCACAUCGCGAACUUACGAUCCUCUCUAGCGCGCUGUCGCUUUACAAGAACCUAACAGUCCUGAGAAUAAGCAACAGCCAAGUUGACUGUCGGGGUGCGGAGGCCUUAUCCACCGUGUUGACUAUGCGAGAGCUACGUCUCCAAAACCUUCGCAUCCCUGGGGACGCAGUGCGCAAAUUAGCUCUGGGCUUCAAGGGCAACACUGCGCUGUUGAACAUGACAUUCACUGGGUGCCUGGUGGAUGCGAAAGGUGCAGAAGGUCUGGCAGAAGCGAUCGCAUGCAAGGAGACCAAAUUGGAGUCCCUGGAUCUGUCUCACAACGUCCUGAAGUGCAAAGGGGCCAAGCACCUCGCCGAUGCCUUGAUCCACAACUCCGUCUUGCAAAGGCUGGACCUGAGCUCCAACAGCAUUGCAGAUGACGGGGCAGCCAGCUUUGCAGGCCUCUUCAAGAACUCUGCCUUGAAGCUGUGUCUCGCUGACAACUGCUUCGGGAAAGAGGCGGUGGCCAUCUUGCAGAGAGCGCGGGACGAGGUCUUGAGGACUGAUGGCAAGGUCCAUCUCGAGAUGACCCACGCCCCCCUCGUAUAUCGCGAAGAUGUCCUUUUUGCGUUAUUCUGUGUGGUUUAUGUCGCCGCCUUGGCCUGCCAUGCAUUUUUGAUAUUUUUGGCAUUCCUAUACUAUUUCGACGAUGUCCGCAGAGAGGAAAAAGCUCUGCCACCGGCUGGAGAUGCGGAGCUUCUAGAAAUGUGGCUCACUGUGCCAAGCCUGCUGCUGAUUGCAGUGGGACUUGUUGUUGUCCUUAUUGUCCCAAGCAUACUUAUUGCAGGGGGUGUCAUAUUAGCAGUUGGUAACAAGUCAGGUUCAAUCAAACUUGAGGAACAGCUCAAGAGAUACUCGUCGCGUGCACUUCCUGGUCUUUUGAGGAUCUGGUCAAAGAUCUGGGUGUGUUACUCUACAGUGUGGCUGCCUGCCAUGCAAUUAUACACCCUCCUGGCGGCUCCGCGAACGGAACCCAGUUGGACUAUUACUGCAGUCAUUCCAUAUACACUAGUUUGGACAGCGCUCUUCUCGCUGCUGGCCUGCCUCGUUCUAUUUCACCCCAUGUUUCGUGCCAUAUUUCGGACUUUCAUUCAGGAGGGCAGCUUGCCGUCACUGCCUUUACGGCUAUGA
This is a messenger RNA of Symbiodinium sp. CCMP2456, 2163 nucleotides long. NCBI's taxonomy places the organism in Eukaryota, Dinophyceae, Suessiales, Symbiodiniaceae. The record is from the annotation of a GenBank genome assembly.